Molecule: messenger RNA, 3121 nt
Organism: Musa acuminata subsp. malaccensis (wild Malaysian banana)
Lineage: Eukaryota; Viridiplantae; Streptophyta; Magnoliopsida; Zingiberales; Musaceae
Source: RefSeq, a predicted model, not a curated record
AUAUAUUCCAUCUCCCGAUCGGAAGAGCGAGAGAGAGAGAGAGAGAGAGAGAGGGAGAGAGAUCGAGGGAUUGGGAUUUGAUCUCUGAUAGCUGAGUUGGAGGAAUCCCCGCGAUCGCCUUCGGAGGAUGAGAUGAAGAAAGAAGCGGGAUCGUUGGCGAAGACGGCGAUUUCUACUCCGAUUUCUUUUUGACGACGGCGCAUCUUCUCCCUUUUUCUUUCGUUUUUAUCAGAUCUUUUCCGGCCAUUUGCUCGUUUCUUCGUUCGUUCGUUCGUCUUUGUUGAUACUGGUUGGAUACCGAGAGAAAGGGCCGUCGAUUUGGGCCAUCAAGGAUUAACGCCAGAUUCCGCAUCUUCUUUUCAGCUGCUCAUCUAGGUUGAUACUGAUUCUUUCUUGAGAUAAGCUGAUUUUCUUUCACUUAAUACAUCAAUGAGAUUUUUUGGCGUGAUGGAUACUUCAGUUGCACCCUUGAUAAUGCUUUUCAGUUACUGUAUCCAGAUAUGCAGAAGAAUGAAAUGAAGUUCUUCAUGCUUUGGGCUUUUAACGGUAUUGAGACUGUGGAAACAAAGAAAAGAUAUCAUAUUUGAUGCCAGUGCAUGGAAUGUGUUCUGAUGAGACUGAUAUUUGGUUGCUACUUUAUUUAUUACUAGAUUCACAUCCAAAAGGAAGGGACUAUUUUAUUAGAUGAGAGUGAUAUGUUGCUGAUAUUGCUAUAAUCAUGGUCAUUCUGGAGCUUGAAGUAGUUGACUUUCUUCUAUAAGAAAGAGACAUGGAAUGUGAAUUUGAGAGGAGAUUUCCGACGAAUUCUAAAGACUACAAGCUGUAUGAGGAAGUAGGUGAAGGUGUUAGUGCCACUGUGUACAGAGCUCUAUGUAUUCCUCUUAAUCAGAUAGUUGCUAUUAAGGUUCUUGAUCUCGAGAAGUGCAAUAAUGACCUGGAUGGAAUUCGCCGUGAAGUACAAACAAUGAGUUUGAUUGAUCAUCCUAAUGUACUACGUGCUUAUUGUUCUUUUACGGCAGGUCACAACCUUUGGGUUGUGAUGCCAUAUAUGGCUGGGGGGUCUGCUCUUCAUAUAAUGAAAUAUGCUUAUCCAGAAGGCUUUGAGGAGCCAGUUAUUACAACUCUUUUGCAUGAGGUUCUUAAAGCUCUUGUGUAUCUCCAUGCUCAGGGUCAUAUCCAUAGAGACAUCAAGGCUGGUAAUAUUCUAAUUGAUGCUAAGGGAGCUGUUAAGUUAGCAGAUUUUGGAGUCUCAGCUUGUAUGUUUGAUACUGGGGAUAGACAGAGAACAAGGAAUACAUUUGUGGGAACCCCAUGCUGGAUGGCUCCUGAAGUAAUGCAACAACUGCAUGGAUAUGAUUUUAAAGCAGAUGUUUGGUCAUUUGGCAUUACUGCAUUAGAACUUGCCCAUGGACAUGCCCCAUUCUCUAAGUAUCCGCCCAUGAAAGUGUUGCUUAUGACGUUACAAAAUGCACCACCAGGUCUUGACUACGAAAGAGACAAGAGAUUCUCAAAGUCUUUCAAAGAGAUGAUAGCCACCUGCUUAGUAAAGGAUCCAAAGAAACGUCCAACUUCAGAAAAGCUUUUGAAGCACCCUUUCUUCAAACAUGCUCGUUCUAGUGAGUUUCUAGCACAGACUAUUCUUGAGGGCCUUUCUCCUCUUGGUGAUCGUUUUAAGGCACUGAAGGGAAAGGAGGCAAAUUUUCUUCUAGAGAACAAGGACGCAUCUGAACAAUUAUCACAGCAAAAAUACAUACGAGGAAUUAGUGGAUGGAAUUUUAAUCUGGAGGAGUUGAAAUCUCAAGCUGCUCUUAUGCAAUCCUUGGAUAAUGUCUAUAAUUUGGAAAAUGUAGAUGCUGGCAAUAAUCUUAAGGAUGACCUUGAUAGUGUUGAUUCCUCGGUGGUUGCUCUGGCUGAGGGAGUUAACUUUGCCAGCAAUGAAACUUCUAGGGAGGGUGAAAUGCAAGAUCUUCAGGAUUUGGAGGGUCCAUUGGCCUCUGCAUUUCCAAGUCGUCCUCUUCAGGCACUCAAAGCAUGUUUUGAUGUUUGUGAGGACAUGAAUACCAGCAGCCCUAAUUGGAAGAUCCCAUCAAAGUUCGACUCCAUGUUUCCAUUGCAGCAAGCAUCAGAAGCAAAGGAUCUCAAAUUUGGAACACAUAAUGAUGAAAAUAUGGAAAGAAGUGCUUCUGUCUCCUCGAAUAUGGAUAACCUUGGGUGUCAGAAAUUCUUAAGUGGUUCUCUUCUACCAGAGCACAUUCUUUCUCCGUGUAGGAAUGUUGAUGCAGAUGCAGAGAGGGAUGACAUACAUCGGAGAUGUCAACAUGAAAGAUAUUAUAGUGGUCCCUUGUCUCGUCAAACGAAAGAUUCAUCUAACUUGACAUCUGCAGCAAUGUUACAUGAGGAACCUUCAGAAGGAAAAAUUGUCCAGCGUAAAGGACGAUUUCAAAUUACAUUUCCAGAUGCUAGCCCAAAGGUAGCUUCUUCAGUAAAUUGCAUGGUCAGCUUAAUAGGUGGAUCACCUAGAAAAUCUACAUGUGCAGUGAAUGCUGCUUCACUUCUUCCUACCUUGCAAUUUUUACUGCAUCAAAAUUCUAUGCAAAAGGAGCAAUUAAUUAAACUGAUCAAGUGUGUGGAGCAAACACAUAAUGUAUCUUCAGCCUACCAUACAGAAGCCUCUGAUACAAGCACUGGUGAUUCACAGUCAUUCCAAGCUUCAGGAACAGAGAGGGUACUGCAAAAUUAUAUGACUAAUCUGCAACAGAGUGUUGGGGAACUUGCUGAAGAAGUGCAGAGUUUAAAACUGAAAAAUUCUCAGUUGGAACAGCAGAUCGAUGCGUCUUUGAGAAAGGAAAAGAAGCGAAAAGACAAGCCCGCACAGAGAUGAUCUUUCAUGGUGGAAUAAGACUCUUUGUUUUUUGCUCCCCUCCCACUUUCCUCUUCAAGGCGUGAUGGCGAUGUUUAAUUUAUGAAUUCAUUGCACAUAAUAUCCAUUGUAUAUUCUCUACCUCUCUCUCUCUCUCUCUCUCUCUCUCUCUCUCUCUCUGUGUUGGUUUGUUAUAUUGACAUCGAAACUAAGCGGUUGAUAUGCGAAGGGGUCUGAGUCAUGGAGAUCCUUCUCUUUCUA